ACUUCCUAGCAACGCAACAAACAGAGCCACUCUGUUCAAACAGAGUUCACAUAAUAUUCACUCACUCUCUUUCCUUUCUUCAACUUCCUCUCCAAAUCCAUGCUUCCAAGUGUAGAAACCUCUGCACUAUUUGCUAUACCAUCAUGUUCUGUUGCUAUUGACAAGUUUAUAUUCCCCUUCGAGUGAGUCAGACAACCCACGUUGUUUCUCUCUCUAUUAACCCUUCAUAAAUGGACUCGUUCAGUUUCAACAACCUCCAAGCAGAGAAAGCCAAUGCAAUCCUAAAACACCGCAAGCUUCGAAGGGUCGCAAGCUUCAUUCGAAUCAUUGAAGUGUGUACCAUUUUGGUCUUCAUUUCAAGGUUCUCCAUGCAGCUACCAGUAGCAGUAAAAAACUCCAGCGUGUACUUCAAGGACUUGUCACUCUUCAUGAACAGCCCCCGCUUUGUUUUCCUCAUCGGAAAUGUCAUAAUCAUCGCACUCUUUGCUCAGUUCUCUGCUCAGGGUAACAACGUUCCAGAGCCUGAUCUUUACCAGGAGUUCGUUCAGAACACCACAAAAAAUCACAGACACACAGAAACAGUUGUGGCAGAAUAUAGCAAGAAAAAACAGAGGAUGAAAACAGGGCAAGUGAAUAAUGGUUUGAAGAAAGGUUAUAGAAGGUGUGAGACAGAGAUUUUAUGCCAAAAACAUAGUCGUGUGUUGCGCAGGUGUGAGACUGAGAAUGGAAGGAAAAGCAUUGAACCCGCUCCUGUUGAAGAAGUGGCGCGAAUUUCGUGCCCUGAAGAUGGGAUGAGCAACGAGGAGUUUCGUCGCACUGUGGAGGCUUUCAUUGCUAGGCAACAGAGGAUGAGAAAAGAAGAAGAAGAUUAUUAUUUAAUGUGAAAAAAUAUAUCUGUGUAAAAAGAGCGUAGAUAAAGUAUUAAAAUAAAAAAUAAACAAAAUGUAUCAAAUGGGUUGUGAAUCGUAGUGUGAACAAGGGUGCAAUUUGAGUAUUGUCUCUUCUAUGUUAUGUCAUCAUCGAGGUAUUCUGAUUCUGAUUCUUUACAUGUUAGAAUAGCAUGCAGCUGAGGGAACUUCCCGGAGGCAUAAGACAUAAUAGAUGCUAUUCUCUGGUUUCGACUAAUAAUAUGCAUUCAAAUU
This is a messenger RNA of Glycine soja, 1142 nucleotides long. RefSeq lists its product as uncharacterized. The transcript has a single exon. The coding region runs from base 231 to 884 and encodes 217 amino acids. Lineage: Eukaryota; Viridiplantae; Streptophyta; Magnoliopsida; Fabales; Fabaceae. The record is from RefSeq and is a predicted model, not a curated record.